This is a messenger RNA of Syngnathus acus (greater pipefish), 2183 nucleotides long. Its product is annotated as zinc finger protein OZF-like. Gene Ontology annotation, molecular function: DNA-binding transcription activator activity, RNA polymerase II-specific; RNA polymerase II cis-regulatory region sequence-specific DNA binding. Gene Ontology annotation, biological process: regulation of transcription by RNA polymerase II. The transcript has 2 exons. Gene Ontology annotation, cellular component: nucleus. NCBI's taxonomy places the organism in Eukaryota, Metazoa, Chordata, Actinopteri, Syngnathiformes, Syngnathidae. The coding region runs from base 475 to 2019 and encodes 514 amino acids. The record is from RefSeq and is a predicted model, not a curated record.
UUUGAUGUACUAUAUGGGUUGUUUCCACGGGAUGUUGUAAUAUAGAGAAAAAUGUGUGCGUUGCCGUUGUCGACAUUACCAUGUGUUUACUUGAUUGUUUUUUGUCUGUAGUUGUGUGUGUGUUAUUGAAGUAAAAAAAGAAAGAAAGAAGGAGCAGUGUGUAUGUGGGGGCGGGGGCGAUUCGUUGAACGAUUCGUUUGAACGAAUCUUUUGAUUGAACUGAUUCUAAAGAUGCAGUUCACUUAAAGAACUGGAGUGCACAUCACUAAUGUAACCUACGUGGCCAGUGACGUCACCUACCCGAUGAUGACCGACCUUUGAAGUUCACGUGUCCAGAUGAGCUCGUCUCUCCAUGCGCUGAAGAUUUUCGCCAUCGUUCUCUUAGCUUAGUUAAAAUAGCUCGCGCGCCGCUGUCCAAAAGCCGCCUUUGUUAGCCAAACAUCGUUGAACAAGUGUUGUGAUUGCAGUGUAAAAAUGUUUGGAAGCACCGCAGCAAAGCACGUGGAGGAAAAGGACCGUAGUCGUCAACGACUGGAAGCUCUUUGGCUGCAGCCUGAUGUUGUGUUACGCAAAGCUGACAUCAGUGAAGCUAUUUGUCCUAAGCAGGAGGAGCCAGAGCGUACUUGCAUUAAAGAGGAAGAUGUGGGCAAAGAGGUCCACCACUUGAAUGAACAAAUGGUGCCGACGUUUCUUUGCACCAUAAAAAAGGAGGAAGAGCCGGAGCGGCCUUGUAUUAAAGAGGAGGGAGAAGACUCCUGUGAUUUUAAAAAGGAGGAGGGAGAGGACACAUGCAAGAUAACAUUGACUGGUGUUCCUGUGAAGCGUUUCGAUAAGGGUCAACGUGAGGUGAGCAAAGGGGCGGAGACUCCAAGCUGCAGCUCAAGCCAACAAAUGACCAGAGAAGGUGAUGGAGACCACUGUGGAGGAUCACAAGCAGCUCCGCCAUCAGAUAGUGAUGACGUGUCAUCACAUGUUCCUGCUGCUGCUGAUGAUGAUGAUGAGUCUCAAAACAAACACAGGCAAUGUUCUCAGUGUGGGAAAUGUUGUGCUAAUAACAGUGUUUUGAAACAACACAUGAAGAUCCACACAAGAAAGAAAAACCUUCUCUGCUCAGUUUGUGGCCAAAACUUCUCUCAGAGGAACCAUUUAAAAAGGCACACAAGAAUCCACACUGGCGAGAAACCUUUUUCAUGCUCAGUUUGUGGCCAAAGAUUUUCACUGAAGGAAAGUCUAACAAUUCAUACAAGGAUCCACACUGAUGAGAAACCUUUUUCAUGCUCAGUUUGUGGCCAAAAAUUCUCUCAGAGGAACCAUUUAAAAAGGCACACAAGAAUCCACACUGGCGAGAAACCUUUUUCAUGCUCAGUUUGUGGCCAAAGAUUUUCACUGAAGGAAAGUCUAACAAUUCAUACAAGGAUCCACACUGAUGAGAAACCUUUUUCAUGCUCAGUUUGUGGCCAAAAAUUCUCUCAGAGGAACCAUUUAAAAAGGCACACAAGAAUCCACACUGGCGAGAAACCUUUUUCAUGCUCAGUUUGUGGCCAAAGAUUUUCACUGAAGGAAAGUCUAACAAUUCAUACAAGGAUCCACACUGGUGAGAAACCUUUUUCAUGCUCAGUUUGUGGCCAUAAAUUCUCUCAGAGGAACCAUUUAAAAAGGCACACAAGAAUCCACACUGGCGAGAAACCUUUUUCAUGCUCAGUUUGUGGCCAAAGAUUUUCACUGAAGGAAAGUCUAAAAAUUCAUACAAGGAUCCACACUGGUGAGAAACCUUUUUCAUGCUCAAUUUGUGGCCAAAAAUUCUCUCACAAGGAAACCUUAAAAAGUCACACAAGAAUCCACACUGGCGAGAAACCUUAUUCAUGCUCAGUUUGUGGCCAGAAAUUCUCUCAGAGGAACCAUUUAAAAAGGCACACAAGAAUCCACACUGGCGAGAAACCUUUUUCAUGCUCAGUUUGUGGCCAAAGAUUCUCCAUUGGGCAUUGUGAGUGUGUUGGGGAGAUAAGUAAUGAUUCGUGAAGUUUUCACUUUCGAUUUGAGCAAACCAUGAAUUUUUGCAUCGAUGAUAAUAUAGUGAACUGGUCUCGGGAUGAUAAUAGUUUUGUAGUUUUCAUUAUACUUGGUGUUCAUUUUGUUUCUAGUUGUGGUUUUUAACAGUAGUAUAUUUAAUAUUCAGGGCAAAU